CAUGAGUAUUUAUAAAAAAAAUUAUACUCAAAAAAGACAUUUUCCUAAUUUCAUUACUCACGACACGACACAUUUUUGUGAAGGAAUUGUAAGUUCCCCAAUAAAAGCCCUAAGAUUUUCUAUACUCUUCCUGAUGAAAGCAAAUUCUGUGACGAACUUCUCUAAGUUCAAAAUAAAUUGUUGAAUAAUCCUGAUUCUACAGCCGAAGUUCGACAUAAUUUUAUGCCAGAGAGUGAAAAGUUGAAUGAAAGUAAACACUCGAAUGUUACAUUUGAAUUAGGGAUAAAAGAUCGAGGGUUUUGAUCAAAAGGAGGGUUCCGGGAUUCAAUCUUCAAACGAUAGUGAAAUUGCUGAAAUGGAGUAUGAGAAAAAGAAUGAAAACUUUGAUGGGUUGUUACAAACGUUGGACACGGACAUGGAUUUAAGAAAUUCUUUAACAGCUGAGGUGUUUGAUGAAACUUCCGUUCUUCAUGUUUCUACUGUUGAUGAUGUUUCAAGAGUUGGAAACAAGAAACAUAAGAAAGAAAAUUCAAAAAUUGGGAGUUGGAAAUCUGUGUAUUCUAGGGAAGAGAUGGAACUGCUGAGAUAUGUUAAGUUGAUAACUCAGAAGAAGCUUUGGGAAGAGAUUUACAAUGGGUUUUCUGCUACUUUAAAGAAAGAAUAUGAUAACUUGGGUAGUUUUAAGAAUCAUAAACACGGAGGAUCAAAUUCUGACUAUCAUCAGUUUAAUGGCAAGAGGAACUACAAUAAUGGAAGAAAUUUGGGUGAAUCAUAUUCAGGAAAGUUGAAUAGUGAUGCAGAUCUUGUGAGUUCCUCAAAUUAUUGUCGUGAUGGUGACAGUGGUGGUGAGAAUGGUGAUGAUUUAGUGGAGGAUUGGGAUGAAGAUGAAGAGACUGAUGAUGAAUACGAGAGCAUUCAGAGAGCUGCUUUUAAGGUUGAAGGUGAACCAGAUUUUGAAUCAGGGCCACCAGAAGAUGGAUUAGAAUACCUAAGGCGUGUUAGGUGGGAGGCUAAGCAGAUUCCAAAAGUCAAGGUUGUUAAGCUUAAUAAUAUUAAAUUGAAAGAUCAAAGUGUCUACAUGCCCAAGAUUCCAGACAUUGAGGAGUGCCCUCCAUACCUUGUUCCGCUGAGGCAAUGGGAAGAUGAGUUCAUAGCUGAUUUUUCGGACUUGAGGCUGGCUUUUUCUCAACUUGAGAAUGCCAGUAAUGAUGUGAACGUCGACUCAGAAUCAAUAAUAUUUUCACGCCAAGAACAUAAGAGUCAUGCCUCUGAUAAAUCAACAUCACUUAAGUUAACUUCAGGGCCUCCGACACUAUCUACAAUUCUAGCAAUGGACCCAGCGAGUAGGAUGGCAAUGCUGAGAAAGCGCAUAAGCUUGUUCGAGAGUUCUAACGAUUUGUUGAAAGAAGAUUGCGUUUGGCUGUUUGCUCUUUGUGCUGUUGUCGAGACUCCCUUGGAUGCUGAUACUUGUGCGUCUCUUCGUUGUUUGCUUCGAAGGUGUGCACAUUUGCGUGCAUCAAAAGCCGAAGUUGACGAUGAUGUUAUAAUGCUGAAUGUGUUGGCAACAAUUUCUGGGAGAUUUUUUGGGCAAUCCGAUGUGUGAGGAGCUGCUAUGCCGAGUUUUGUUUAGCUUCAUUAGGUCUUUCUCGGUACUAAUUUUGGGAGUAAGAACAAGUGUUCGUGAUGUAUUAUGAUUGAUAAUACCGAGUUUAAUCUCUCAAAGAAAAGAAAUGUACUGAAUGCUAGUUAUUUUCGGGAUGCUUUGGGUAAAUAAUGCAACAUUUUAGGAGAUUUUGUAUUAGUAUUACUGUAUUUAAUUAAGCUCAGUUUUUCUUCAUGUAAAACUGAUAGUAUUCAGCACAACUGCACAAUCACUAAAAAGCAGGUAAACAAAUAACGACAAUAAGAAUACAGGAAGCAAAACACUCUUAUACUCCUACUAGUUUUGAGGUAUUGUAGGAUUAGCGUUCUAUGUAACUCCUGUCUCUUGAUAUUCUUAUUACUUAAUCUCGCAUUAAGCACUAAUAUACAUACAUUUCAAUUCGCAA
Amaranthus tricolor (Joseph's coat) is the source of this 2048-nucleotide messenger RNA. RefSeq lists its product as uncharacterized. The coding region runs from base 356 to 1603 and encodes 415 amino acids. The transcript is spliced from 4 exons. Gene Ontology annotation, biological process: spliceosomal snRNP assembly. The record is from RefSeq and is a predicted model, not a curated record. Gene Ontology annotation, cellular component: nucleus; SMN complex. NCBI's taxonomy places the organism in Eukaryota, Viridiplantae, Streptophyta, Magnoliopsida, Caryophyllales, Amaranthaceae.